This is a messenger RNA of Salvelinus namaycush (lake trout), 2745 nucleotides long. RefSeq lists its product as uncharacterized. The record is from RefSeq and is a predicted model, not a curated record. Gene Ontology annotation, biological process: protein polyubiquitination. The coding region runs from base 506 to 2314 and encodes 602 amino acids. The transcript has 17 exons. Gene Ontology annotation, molecular function: ubiquitin conjugating enzyme activity. Gene Ontology annotation, cellular component: nucleus. Lineage: Eukaryota; Metazoa; Chordata; Actinopteri; Salmoniformes; Salmonidae.
AAGCCAUGUUGGAGACACAUUGAAAGACUGUGGAAUCAACGUGGAGUCAACAGUGCACUUUUCUUUAUCGUCUUUCCCCGAAAACAAUCAAGAUCACUCCCAAGACACAAUAGCAAUCUUCCUUAAUGAUGUUGUUCCAUCAGUGCAACAAACCCAGAAAGGACUCAGUGUUUUCUUUUCUUCACUUUAUGUCAUUAAAGGGAAACAUUCUGGAGAUGGUUUCAAGAAAGUGAUUGCAUACAUCCGAAAGCUCAGUGGAUGCAGUCCUCUGGCCCAAAGUCUGUAUCAGCUGUUGUGCAGAAAUGAGAUUGGAACAGGGACCCAGAAGAUUGCCAUUGUUGAAGGACUGUACAAUCUCUUCAGAGAGCUGCUGCCAAGUCGAAUAAAAAAAAGAGGCGAAAAGAUCAUUGAAGACCCUGACGUUUUUGAGAAUGCACCAGUUUGCUGGGCUCACCUGAUAUCUGAAGCUGAAGGAGAGAGUUCACAAUAUGAGAUCUAUGCACCAAUGGUUUUGACCUCUCAACCAGGUGAACGCUUCUGUGACCCAGUUCGUUUACCUGGUGUACCGGAGGUCUUUGAAAAACAGUAUGUUCUGCAGAAAAUUCAAGAUGGGGAAAAAAUACCAAACUGCUCUGUGGAGAUCCUGACAGAGACUUCAAUGUCUAGAGCCUCUGAUGUUGAAAGGAUUUUGCUCAGUCUGCCUCCAUUCAUCAAAACAUUCCCUGUUUGGAUUUCGUGUGAUCGUGUGACUAGUCAAAACUUUCAGAUAAAUCUAGAGAAGACUUUUGUCAACAUGAAUGAACAGUUGAAAGCAUACCCUCAUCUGAUGGUGACUCCACCAUUGCUGUUGAGGGCUGUAGGGGUGGAGGGGCCACUUCUCGUUCUCUUGAGAGAAGAUAACCUUGGUGUUUACAUCAGUAAAGAAAAAAUGGCUCCUCAGCUGAUCCAGGUUUUCGAUUGCUUAGCUGGGAAAUUCAUCCCUGUGAAUGUGGACGAGUUGGCAAGUCAAAUGAGAGAUGUCAGAAGUGACCAGACGUUCAUGACCAGCCGGACUCCAAAAGAGGCGAUAUUGGUGCUAGUGGAUUCAAGCUCCUCCAUGAAUGAGACAUGCUAUGAUUCCGAUGACAAAAUGACGCGGUUGGAUGCUGUUAAACAGCUCUUUGAUAACUUUGCAACUAGAAGCAUGGCUUAUGAUUUUCAUCAUGUCAUUGGCUUGGUGAAGUUUGACUCAUCAGUUAAAACUCUCCACACAUUUACAGAGACUCUGGAGACUUUCAAGGAACACAUACACAAUCUACAGGCAACUGGACGCACUGUGCUGUAUGACGCCUUGGAUUUUGGAAUAUCUGAGCUGGAAAAAGUUGGGAAGCGAUUUCCAGACUGCAGACUUCGCAUCAUAUGUCUCACAGAUGGGAAUGAUUUUCGAUCAGCAACAAAGUCAGUGGCUGUUACAACCAAAUUGAUGAGCUCUAACAUUAUUGUUGAUGCCAUCAUUGUCGGAAAGGUAGAGAACAAUGUGCUGCGUGGAAUCAGCAAUGCAACAGGAGGUUGUUGUUUCAAACCAAAGACGAGUAAAGCUGGUCUGAAGCUCUUUGAAAUGGAAACCGUUCUGUCUUUGGAGAUGAGGAAGCCGAAGCAGAAAAUCAACCCAUCCUUAAUUAUGAGUGAGAUCGGUCUAGUUGCUCUCUUUGCUAACCGUGGCUAUGAUGAGAAACCAGAGGUUGCUCUGCCAAGUGGACUAAACGAUAAAGUGACUGGGACAGAGAAUGCAUUGAAAAAGAAGAUCCAGGAAUCCAAGAGCAGACGCUUUUUGGAGAAGGACAAACGCCUUCUGGAAGAGCUGAAGAGCCUGCACUGUGACCCACACCCAUUCUGCACUGUUUUGCCUUCAGAGUCAGACUUUACAUUUUGGAAGAUUCUCAUGCAAGGCCCCCCUGAAACACCGUAUGAGAAUGGAGUCUUUGAGCUGUACUGUCAGUUUGGGGCUGACUACCCCGUCAAACCUCCACUUGUGCGCUUUGUCACACCUGUGUACCACUGCAACAUAAACAGUGUGGGUCGUAUCUGCCACAACAUAUUUGACCGCAGCUACAACGCUCACAUAACCAUGAGAGAGAUCUUGGAUGCUGUAUAUGGAGUGCUCAUCGUUCCUGAACCCCAAGAUCCACUGGACAGUAUUUUGGCAGAGGAAUACCUGACCAGCAGAUACAAGUAUGAAGAAGAGGCCAAGAAAAACACAGAAGAAGUUGCAGGCAAAUCAUUGGAUGACAUGGAGAAGGUGAAUGCACAUAUUUUUGUCUCUGUAAAGGAGUAGGGCAGUCCCACUCCUUAUGCAUUUUAUUGUUUUUGUAUUGAACAGGUAGGACAUUAGUGAAAAGUUAGAAAAUUAAUGAGAGAGGUGUGAGUCAGAAGGGUGCUGGGUCAGUUUCGAACCCAUGGCGACUGGUAUGUGUGUGCCGGGGUCUGCGGCGCUAACCGCUAGACUACACAGUCCACAAGUUACUUAUUUUUUAAAAGCUAUAUAUUUUUUUCAUAUGAUAUGUUAUGUUUAAUAUCAACCGCAUAAUAAAAUUUGCCAACAUUUGAGGGGAAAAAAUGGCAAUUAAGCCUCAAGAAUGUAUUAGGGUAGAAGUGGCCAGUGUGGUAUUUGAUUGACACAUUGGUGCAUAUGGACUUCAAAUUAUAAGAAGAGGCGUCCAGAGAAUUCGGCCAUGAAUUAUAAAAGUGGAAUAAAUUUGAUUAAAA